GGUGAGGCUGAGGUGAAGCAGCUGUGGGCCAGGGCCCCAGAUGGGGUUCCUGCCAGCAGCCAAUCAACCCUCGCGGAGAAAGAGAAAUCAGCCAACCAAGCCCCGCUCGCUAUUUCGGUCUCCCCCUGAUCAGUUUCACUGCCCCUCUCUGAACUCCUCAGACUCUGGCUGCUGCGACCAGCUGUUUCACUGGGGACUCCUCGGUGCGGCGGAGCGCAGGGUCUCAGGUGAGGACUCCCGGGAGCCAGGGCCUGCUACAACCCCAGACCACCGUCCAGGGCCGGGGGUAAAUCGACACACACAAGGAAGGUUCACAGUCGGCCAGCUCUGUCAGGAGCCAUGGCAACGCCGGACUAUGCUGACCACCGGCACGGUCCCGCGACUUGCUCUCUCUGCCAGGGGCGCUGUCGAGAACCAGUGAUCAGAUCCUGCGGGCACCGCUUCUGCCCGGCCUGCGUCCACCGGCCCCGGAGGGACGUGACAGAGCAAAUCCCCUGUCCUUGGUGCAAGGAAGAUUUUCAGGGGGGGAAAUCCAGCAGCCACGAUUCCUGUUCGAGGACCCGGGUGCGUGGCCGGAGAGGGUGUGUGCGAACCACAAAGAAGAGCUAAACUUCUUCUGCGUGGAGGAUCAAACCUUCAUUUGCCGGGUCUGCAGGGCGAGCCGGAGUCAUCAACCCCACACGGUGCUUCCCAGAAGGGAGGCUGAAACCGACAUGAGCCAGGACCUCCGGCGCACCUGGGGCGGCUGGGAGAAGUUUCCAAGCUCAAAGCCAACUUCUGCUGCGAGCAGACACGUACACAUGGAGGAGCUGGCGGCAGACGGUGAUCUAGCUGGACUCAAAGAUGCACCGUCUUUCUCCAGGGUCCAGACGUUCAUGGCGUGGUUGGUCCUGUUCCUUUUCCUGAUUGCCAUCGGCGGCUUGAGCGCCACCAUCUUUGCUUUUGCACGAGCAGCCGUCAAACCUGAUGGGGCUGAUCCAAGACCAUCCGCAGCCUCCUGUUGUCCAGAAGGCUGGAUCGGUGCCGGAGGAAACUGCUACUACUUUUCUGAAGACGAAAGGAACUGGGAAACCAGUCAGAAUUAUUGCUCUGUGCACGCCGCCUCUCUGGCUGCGAACGAUAGCUUAGAGACUCUGAAUAUCACAUUGCACCGUAAAGGGCCCUCCAAUCACUGGGUUGGACUCCGGAGGGAACCGGGCCAGCCCUGGAGAUGGGUGGAUGGCGCUGCAUUCAACCACCCAUUAACCAGCCCCCUUGAGCCCCACAGCUUUGCGAUCCGGGGGGCCGGACUGUGCGCUUACCUGGCGGACGGUGUUGUGAGCAGCGCGGGGUGCGACACGGAGAGGAAAUGGGCCUGCAGCAAGCCGCACGGACGGAUAGGCGCGUCGCCGGAAGACGCCGAGUGUUAAGAGCCCUCAACCUGCAGCCUUACACGACAGCUCCCGGCAGGAACCGGACUGGACCACACCAGAGCAGGUCUCCUCCAAGCGUCACCCUCGCAUGCGGGGAGGCCUGUAGUACCGCUGGGUCCCAAAGCCCACGGCUAACAUUGGACGGCAUGCAAGGAUCUGAAUUUUAACACAAGCGGACCGUGUCCCCAACACAGCAAACGCACGUGAGACACCCUCCAAGAGCCACGCUAGGCCCAGAGAUCGGUCGGAGAUGGGGAAACGAAUCUGUUUGGCUUUGAAACCGACGAGCGGGUCUGUGGCGCCUUAAAAACGAAUCACUAGCUGGGACCAGGAGCUUUGGUGAGCAACGCCCACUUCCUCAGAGGUACUGGCGUGGAAAGAACAGAAGCAAGAUGGCUAUAACAGAGGGGAAAGCUACCUGUCAAUUGUAGGACGAUGCUAAUGAGGCUAAUUGGGUGAGCUGGAAGUGUCCCAGUCUUUGUGUUUGUUGUAAAAAAUGCGGCGGUUGGAGGUAGGGGAGAGACUGGCUUUAUAAUGCGCCAUCCAGUUAAAGUCUUUGUGCAAACC
Molecule: messenger RNA, 1979 nt
Organism: Pelodiscus sinensis (Chinese soft-shelled turtle)
Lineage: Eukaryota; Metazoa; Chordata; Testudines; Trionychidae
Source: RefSeq, a predicted model, not a curated record